Perkinsus marinus ATCC 50983 is the source of this 600-nucleotide messenger RNA. RefSeq lists its product as hypothetical. Bases 1 to 600 code for a protein of 199 amino acids. Gene Ontology annotation, cellular component: TRAPP complex. The transcript has 7 exons. Gene Ontology annotation, biological process: endoplasmic reticulum to Golgi vesicle-mediated transport. Lineage: Eukaryota; Perkinsozoa; Perkinsida; Perkinsidae. The record is from RefSeq and is a predicted model, not a curated record.
AUGAAGUCCUUCGGUCAGGCCAUGAGCCCACUCAAGGCCGGCGCUGGACCAGAAGGCUUCAACACGUUUUCUACUCCGGAGUACAAAGUACACCACUGCGAGUCUCGGACAGGGUAUAUGUUCAUCAUGACUACCGACCCCACAGUGGAGGACAUGCAGGACGUUAUGGCCGCUAUAUACACUGAUUUCUUCGUUGAGCUCGCGGUGAUGAAUCCCAUGUACGAGAUAGGCGGUGGAGACUAUUGGCAGCAGCAGCACCAACCGGCGACCGAGCCGAGACCAUAUGCUCAUCAGAGGUGGGGUAAUGACCAGUACAGUAUGAGCGGCAAGGGCUCGGGUGGUUGGGGUUGGCAACAACAACAGAAAGGAGGAUACCGCAAGGGAGGUUACAAAGGCAAGGGGGGAGGGAAGAGGUGGAACGACGUUGACUCUAUGAGGGAUCUCCCGAUUGAACGAUUCGUACAGGAGGAUAUGGUUGUGGACCCUUGGGCUAGUCUUUACCCUAAGUUGAAGGAAGAGCAUCCAGAAUUGUAUGAGAAAUACGCCAAGUAUUUGGACGAUCAGCAGCUGGCAGCCGUGGACUCGCACACGGUGAAGUGA